This is a messenger RNA of Nelumbo nucifera (sacred lotus), 2265 nucleotides long. Lineage: Eukaryota; Viridiplantae; Streptophyta; Magnoliopsida; Proteales; Nelumbonaceae. The record is from RefSeq and is a predicted model, not a curated record.
AAAUUAAUUUGACAAUCUGUUUAUUUCUCCAUCCAGCCAUCCAUGGUCAGUUUCUUUCUUUCUUUCUUUCUAAAAUCUCUGAUCUCAGAAAUCUUUUAGGCCAUCCAGAGAAACGAGGUACGAACGAAUGCACCUCCAAUCAGUCAGUACUAGAAACGAGCGUCAUCUUUCACUGCUGCUGCUGUUUGUUGUGAGUUAUGACAUCGCUCUCUCUGGAAGCUCUUCUCUCAGCCGUCCUCGAUCUUUCCUAUGCAGCUAUUAUUACUGAAGCAUGAUGUAUCGUCGUCAAUAAUCAAUGGCGCACAUCGCGAGACACCACUGAUCCGUUGGUCAUCUAUUGCAUGCAGAAGAAGAAGCAGCGCCGGUCUUUAUGUGGUCUGGUAAGAGCAGAGAACUGGGGUCGGGUGUUCUGGAUGCAUCUUGGGUGCCGGAUAAAUGCUUGUUCCCGGGGAUCUAGGGUUUUCGUACCUGGUCCUGCUCCUCUUCUUCGUCUUCAGCCCCAUCUUCGGCUUCGUAAUUCGUCGGAAAUGGACGAUUGCGGUAGCCAGGCAGGAGGAGAUCAGGAGACUCAUGGAGUUGGCUUCCGAACAGGAAGCCAGGGCAGCUGUCGAGGCUGCUUUUGAGUACGGCACCGUUUCAGUUACUGUUCGUCAAUCACAGUGUGCUGUUUGUUAUCGCCCCACCACUACGCGCUGUGCUCGAUGCAAGGCCGUCCGCUACUGUUCUGGGAAGUGUCAAAUUAUCCAUUGGAGACAAGGUCACAAGGAUGAAUGUCAUCCUCCAUAUGCUACUAGCCAGUUUAAUAACGAGGGAACCAACUCUGGCCAAAAGGCAGUAUUGCAAGGAGAACAGUGUAAAUUUUCUGACAAUACUGAGUUAGAAGACAGUUGUGGUGGUAAACCAGUUGAAACCUUAUCUAAGGAACCUGCAUCAUCUAAAUUUGUUUCCUGUUCAGAAGUUCCACGUGAGAAGCAUGAUAAUAAAAUUGAGCCACUUUUGGAUGCCAAGAAAACAUACAUCACUUUUGAAUCUUCCAGUGUAUCAUUGUUGUCUGACAUUUCUGCAUCCACUGGUGUGGAUGAAUCAUCAGAUGAUAUUUAUGCUAGCAAGGUCCCUAGUUUAAAUCCACCUGGCAGAUCAGAAGCUCCUCAACCUGUUGAUACCAGUUCUGCUAAGCUCAAGGCGACCACUGUUGUUGAUGACAGUAAGCUAAAUGAAUCACCUCCUUUAGAGCUUAAUAGUUUGGUUGGUUCUGAAGAUAGCUUUUCUUGUUCAAGUAAAUUAAAGCAGAGUAAAUUGAGUUGUGAUGAUGAGGUCUACAGCACAUCAACUAGUCCGUCAUUUUCAAGUUCAAAUGAUUUUUCAAGUUCAAGCAAUGGCUCUGAUGAAUCUACUACUUCUGAAUCUUCUACAUCCUCUUCUGAUUUCUGGGAAGGAGCUCUAGACUCAAGUGGGUCUAUAAAUGAUUUUUGUGAUAAUUGUACUCACUCAAGUGUAACUGAAGUUGGGGAUAUCAUCUCGUCUGGUUCUAGUUCUUUACAAUUUUCAGCUAACUGCUCUAGAAAUAACAUUCCUCCCUCAGUUUCACAACCUUCCAAAUCCAAGGCUGAUGUUGCUUCUGAGAAAAGCUUGAGGAAUGAAAUGCCAUUUUAUGGAGCUUCUGCUGUGGAGAAGAUGGUUAUAGAUGUGCCUGGAAGAAGUAACCCCCCAGCCUUGAUACCUGAAAAAGCAGAUUCCAGGGCUAAAGAAAGGAGCAAAGACUCACAUGUAUUGAAGUCUUUAGGGAAUAGAUCUUUAUCAUCUGACAUUUCUGAUCUUCCAUGUUCUCGCACUGGAGGGCAUUUCGCAAAGUCCACAAAGGUUGAUGGCAUUCAUGUAGCGCCUACUGCUGUAUUAGAGGCUGCACAUUCAUCAAAUGCUAGUAAUGGCUUGAAAACAUCUGUCAGUAAAGUUGUGCAGCAGUUUAGGGCCUCUAAAAUUUCGAUAUACAAUCCAAUGGGGUUUGGAACUGAGAAUGGUGGAAAACACAGCUGCAAGAUGCUUUUUCCAUAUGAACAGUUUGCUAAACUCUAUCAUGUGGACAAGGUGGAGCUGUGCCCUUUUGGCCUCACAAACUGUGGGAACAGGUUAGUGAAUUUCAUUCACAUUCAUGACAAUGUGAACAUGAUAUUUGUUCAAUUAUAUAUGCAGUUCUAUGGAGUGAUUGCAAUCAUGUUUUCUGUUAAGGCAUGUAAAGUUAUUUUGAUGUAGGAUACAUACUCAAAG